This is a messenger RNA of Rotaria sp. Silwood2, 1569 nucleotides long. The record is from the annotation of a GenBank genome assembly. Lineage: Eukaryota; Metazoa; Rotifera; Eurotatoria; Philodinida; Philodinidae.
AUGAAUUAUAUUCGAUUAUCAUUUUCCGUUUGUAUAGUUAUUCUUAAAGAAAUGCCAUAUGAUUCACCUGAAGCUAAGCGACAAAUGCUCUCUGAGUGUCGUGCAUAUUAUCGUGGCAACCCGAGAGUAAUUGCCACAAUCGAUGAGUUCCGACGUGCUUACUGCUCGGUAGAUGCUAUUUAUUGGUAUACAAAACCUUGUUUUCUUCAUGGUGUAAUCAACAGAGCUCUACGAACUGAAGAUAUUCUUGCUCAAUAUACGUUUCGUUAUUUUAUUGUGGAUAUGUGUACAUGUUUAGAAGAGGCGGCUGCAACUACCAAGACUCGCUAUAUCACGCCAUUUCGCGUUUAUCGAGGUGCCAUACUCAGCAGAGAGGAAGUCGAGCAAUUGAGCGUCGACAUGCUUGUGGCCACAAAAGGAUUCUUUUCGUCAUCAAAGCAUCUAAAUAUUGCCCAAGAGUUCAUCGGCAUCGAUAGCAUCACAGGUAUGUCACCCAGCCGAAGUCAUAAAGACAAGCAACAAUUUGUUCUGCUCGAGAUCAGUGUUGAUUGGACUCAAUCACCCGACAUGAUUGUGGCGGAUGUUUCUAGUCAGAGCGCCGUACCAGACGAACACGAGAUGAUCUUCAAUUUAGGUGCCACUUUCGUUAUUACAGAUAUCAACUACGAUGACGAGCAUCAUGUGUGGCAUAUUCAGAUGAUUUCAUCAUCAGAAGUAGCUCAGCUCAAUCGCGAUUACAAUGAAUACAUUCGCAAACGCCUUACUGAAAUAAAACCUGCACUGCUAUUCGGCAAUAUUUUAGCCGAUAUGUCAGGUGACCAUAUUGGAGCCUUGACCUACUUUCAUCGACUUCUACGGACAGUUCCGGUAGAUGAUGAAGACCGUCCAAAUCUUUACUUUCAUUUGGCGCGUACCUAUCGUUAUACAGGCAAAUAUCAACAAGCAAUCACGUAUUAUCAGGCCGCUCUAUUGUUGCAGCGAUGCAGAUUACCACAAUUGAGCUUCGACUAUGGGCGUACUCUGACUGGUCUCGCCGUUGUUUACUCUGAAAUCAGCAACUCAGUAAGAGCCGUCACUCUCCACACGCGAGCAAUGUCUAUUUUUCGUAAUGUUUUACCCGAGGAUCAUAUUGAAAUCGCUCACGUUUCACAUCGGCUUGCCUACGCCUGCUUACAGGAAAAACAGUACGAACGGGCACUUCUACUAGUUUCGAGUUCGUUAUCAUUCUUUCAGCGAAAAAUGCCUACUAAUCAUCCAGGUCAAGCACAGGCAUUGCAUACGAUGGGAUUAAUACAUCGUGCACUGGGCCAUCCAGAACAAGCUAUUGAUUGCCUCAAGCAAGCGCUACGAAUACGUGAAUCAUCGCAGGCAGCUGAUGAUCCGGCAGUUGCCUAUAAGUGCUUCGAACUGAGUUUAGUGUAUGCCGAACAGGAAGGCGAACGUAGAGUAGCAUUUGAAUAUGCUCAGCGGGCAUUCACAAUUGGCCAGAAAAGAUUGCAUCCAAAUCAUAUAAUACUCAAGCAGAUAGCCCAACAUUUUGAACACUUAUCCCGACAAUUGAAUGCUUGA